ACGGAGGAGGGCGAUGAUGGCGCUCGCCGCCUGCAUCCUGUCGGAAGGUCUUUAAUAUUUUCCAGAUCCGCGUAAGCGCUCUCGAGGAUGGACGGAAGCUCGUUUCCCGACCAGGACCAGCUCCUGCAAUUCCUGAAGAAGCUGAAGGAAGUGUUCGACGUGUGUGACGAAGAUGCGGACGGUUACAUUCGAGUCGAACAUUUCGUCGACCUCGGUUUACAGUUCGGCAAAGGGAACGAUGAGCUAAAGAAGCUUGUGAAGUACCUGGACCCCAACGCUCAGGGGAGGAUCAACUUCAAAGACUUCUGCCAUGGAGUCUUCGCCAUCAAAGGCUGUGAGGAGAUCCUGAAGACUGCUUUGGGGACACGCAACAUCGCCCCGCCGCCUUACAAGACAGACAAUGGCUACUACUACCAGGACGGUGUGGGGGGGCUCGUCCGGCCGCAGGUCAUGUGCUCCCGGCCGUACCCCGAAUGCCGGCUGUACCCCGAGGAGGAGGGCCCCGCGGGCCGGGACCGGGACUCCCACGAGUCCGACAUGGACAGCGCCCCGGGGUCGGACUCCUCCGACGGCGGGAUGUCCCACGACAAGGACGACGGCCUCGGGGGCUUCUUCCUGCCCCAGGACGGUUCUGGUCACCUGAUCCCCUCUGUGACCUCCAACCUAUCAGCACGCUCCUCGGCCUCCCUGGUGUCCAAUGAGGAGCAGUUUGAGGACUACGGGGAGGGCGAGGACGUGGACUUCAGUCCCAGCAGCCCCUGCCCCGACGAGGAGAUGCGCACCAACGGGUACUCCGACCUGGGCUCCUCCGUGCCCUCCAGUGCGGGCCACACCCCACAGAAGAUGCGGCAGCUGUACAGCUCAGAGCCUCUGGACGUGUACUGCUCCCAGUGCUGCAAGAAGGUCAACCUGCUGAACGACCUGGAGGCGCGGCUGAGGAACCUGAGAGCCAACAGCCCAAGCAGGAAGAUAUCCAGCACUGCCUUUGGAAGGCAGCUGUUCCACCACAGUAACUUCAGCAGCAGUAACGGCAGCACAGAGGAUCUGUUCAGAGACAGCAUCGACUCGUGUGACGUGGACAUCACAGAGAAGGUGACUUACCUGGAGAAGAAGGUGACAGAGCUGGAGAAUGACUCUUUGGUGAGCGGAGACCUGAAGUCCAAACUUAAGCAGGAAAACACACAGCUGGUGCACAGGGUGCAUGAGCUGGAGGAGCAGAUUAAGGAUCAGGAGACGCGGGCAGAGCAGGUGUUGGAGGAGGAGCUGAAGAGGCACAGAGAGGCCUACAGCAAGAUGGAGCGCGACAAGGGCGCGGAGAUCGAGCAGCUCUGCAACAGGGUCCAGCAGCUGGAGGAGGAGAACGGAGAGAUGAAAAUAAACGUGUGCAGGCUGAAGUCUCAAUCAGAGAAGCUGGAUCAGGAUAAGCAGCGUAUGACGGAUAAGCUGGAGGACACCAGCCUGCGUCUGAAGGAUGAGAUGGAUCUGUACAGGAAGAUGAUGGACAGGUUGUGGCAGAACAGACACCAGUUUCAGAAGGAGAGGGAGGCCAUGCAAGAGCUGAUCGAGGACCUGCGCAGGGAGCUGGAGCACCUGCAGCUCUUUAAGCUGGAGACAGAGAACCCCGGCCAGGGCCGCGGCCUCUCUGAGUACAACGCCAAGACCCGCGAGACCGAGCUGGAGCACGAGGUCAAGCGCCUCAAACAGAGCAUUAUUCCCAAGAUAAUCCCCCCAGAAUUCCAGCAGCUGGUGUCCGCAGGGGCGUGGCUCCUGCCCAAUCGGAUGGAGAACCACAAACUGCGGGACCAGAACGACGACCUGAACGGCCAGAUCCUCAGCCUCAGCCUGUACGAGGCCAAGAACCUGUUCGCCACGCAGACCAAGGCCCAGUCGCUGGCCGCGGAGAUCGACAACGCAUCCCGCGAUGAGCUGAUGGACGCGCUGAAGGAACAGGAGGAGAUAAACUUCCGUCUCCGGCAGUACAUGGACAAGAUCAUCCUGGCCAUCCUGGACCACAACCCCUCCAUCCUGGAGAUCAAGCACUAGGACUCCUUAUACACAGCGCCCCCUGCAGCUUGGGGGUGUCAACUGCCCCGGUCAUUCUGUGUUUACAAGAGAAGCUUCAGUAUACUGUAGAAAUCUAUCGAUCACAAUUUAACUUUUAUUCCCUUUUUUUGCAAAAUGUUACAUAUAUAUUUUUUGUUUUGUAACCGUAGUGUAAAAAAAAAAAAAGAUUAGAUAUAACUGGAAAACUAUAAAGAUUAGAAAGUAAUAUAUUUGUGAACAUGGAAUGAAAAUGUGUAUCUUAGUCACGAGUAAAAUGUGAAUACAAUGCAUACUACCUCUGAGUAUGUAGGUACAGUGAUAUGCAGACCUGCGAUGUAUUUAUAAGGGAAAGGCAAUGGAUAACUAUGGGAAUGUACAUGAGAAUCGCUAUGGCUAGCAGUUAUGGCUGACUGUGACUGAGCUGUCAGUCACUGAGAGCUGACCACAGAGAGGGCGGGAGGGAGAGAGUGGGUGGGGCCUGACUGAAAGUCGCUUGGAAAGCCGUUGGGAUGUGUAUUCGUGUGGAGCAGGAGUGCGGGGGCGGAAGCCACGGGUUUGUGGGUACGUCAGGAGGCUUUUUGGGGGGGGGGGCUGGUUCUGUCUCACACCCCCCAAAAAGAGAGGAGUCGCGGUGGAGAAGUGAAGGGGUUUGAUACCCUGCCAGGACAGCAGGGUGAGGCCACUGGCCCUAAAAUGAGGGGUAACAGACCUCCCAGGGCCAGUGUGGGGGCAGGGUUUUGUUCCAACCGUAACAGUUACCCACCUGAUUCUACUAAACAACAACUUAGGGUCUUGACUAGUAGAAUCAGGUGUGCAACUGCUUGUUUGGAAAAAAAUCCUGUACCCACACCGGCCCUUUCUGGGUGAGAUUGAGUACCCCUGGUUUAAAGUGUCUCUGGUACAAGAGACAGGUGGCAGACUCUCCCACAGCAUUAUGGGUAAUGUCACUGACCUGCUCCACGGGGCAAAGACUUGAGGGUCUACCUGUCCGAGUGAGGAACUGGAGAGACGGCCGAUGACAGUUGGCGGUGUGACUCCGGAUCAAAGAGACUGAAGUGUGAACAGGAGUGAAGUGAUUUAAGAUGGCUGGUGCGAGAGACUGUUGUUGAAGAAGGUUCUGCCGGAAGGGGCCAGAGUUCGGGAGCGUAUGUGGGAUAAAUUUGGGAUUAACACUGCCGAUAUAAGGACUAGGGAGACUGAGGAGGCUCGUUGUGCAGGCCCUGUUCCACACGAGAGCCACAGCGCAGAGGGGCCACAAUAAAAAAAAUCAUCCAUUAUUAAUGUUCAAGCACAAUAAUUUUAUUUUUCAUCUGUAAACCACCCGAUGCGAAUGUCUGACGUGAGAGAAAACAUAUGUACGGUACUGUUACAUGUAGUUACACCUGCACAGGAUGAUGGCAUUUUUGGGGGGGGGUGAGGGAUGUUAUUACAGGUUUGUUUUGGGUUUUUAGGAGGGAAAAGCGAGAAAGUGUUCAUUUUUCACAGACUGUUUUCACGGACUGUUACAAUGAGGGGGCGGGGGGGGGGGACCACAGCCCCUGUGGACAGGAAGUGGCUGGUUCGGUGAAGGACAGUGUGACCUCUCAUUCAGUCAUUGGUCAUUCUUAACUUUGACAUAAAAGUAAAUAUGUGUUGUUUCUUCUUGCAGUUUGGGCAAGAUUAUUUCAUCCAUCCAUUAUCUAACCCACUUUUUCCUGGUUGGAGUCGCGGGUGGACUGUAGCCUAUCUGUCCCAGGAUGCACUGGGCACAGAGGCACAUUUCAAACAGUGCGGUUAGAGGUUUGUAGGAAGGGACCCAUCUUAAUUGCCAGGGUCAGAACCAGGUGUCAGCGCUGGUGAGGUAAUGAGACGUGGUUUGGCCGUGGGUCAAGACACAUUUGUUCUAUGGUGUGGGAAAGCUGCGGAAAGUCGGCGCUUGCCGCAGCUCCCCCUGGUGGACAAACACAGGCCGGUGCCGUCGGAGGGUGAACUGAGUUCGGCUUCGCCGUGGAAACGGCACAGCCCCAGCACUCCGGGGAGCUGAUGCAAGCGUUGCACUGUCCGGAUGUGCUGGAACCUGCGUGUUCAGAAAACACACUCGAACCUGAGCCCAAACCCCCAA
This is a messenger RNA of Conger conger (European conger), 4144 nucleotides long. RefSeq names its product rab11 family-interacting protein 4A-like. The record is from RefSeq and is a predicted model, not a curated record. Gene Ontology annotation, cellular component: recycling endosome membrane; endocytic vesicle; cleavage furrow. Gene Ontology annotation, biological process: regulation of cytokinesis; endocytic recycling. Bases 88 to 2043 code for a protein of 651 amino acids. The transcript is spliced from 16 exons. Lineage: Eukaryota; Metazoa; Chordata; Actinopteri; Anguilliformes; Congridae. Gene Ontology annotation, molecular function: calcium ion binding.